This is a messenger RNA of Perca fluviatilis (European perch), 1840 nucleotides long. RefSeq names its product GULP PTB domain containing engulfment adaptor 1a (gene gulp1a). Bases 339 to 1433 code for a protein of 364 amino acids. The record is from RefSeq and is a predicted model, not a curated record. The transcript has 14 exons. NCBI's taxonomy places the organism in Eukaryota, Metazoa, Chordata, Actinopteri, Perciformes, Percidae.
GAGCUCCCCCCGGUUGAGACUGAGUGCUUGUUGACGUCAGCAAACUUCUCCAGCAGCUGUAGAGGAGCUGAGGAGGAGGAGGAGGAGGAGGAGAGGGAACGAGACUGCUGGAUGUGGACCUCUGACUGUGGAGCGCCGAGGACCGUGGGCUUUUCUUUUUUUCUUCUACGGGACUGUUUGGACUUCUUCUCGUUCCAGCAAGAUGCAGCACUAAUGAGCACCCGUCUGCCUUUAGAUGAGUGAAGCACAACAAAGAAACCCGAACAUCAACAGCCCACAGUAACAGUGGAAUAUAGGCAGAUACUCCGGAGGUACCUCGGAGACGCACAUUUUCCACUAUGAACCGCGCCUUCAACAGGAAAAAAGAUAAAUCAUGGAUGCAUACCCCGGAAGCACUGGCCAAGCACUACAUCCCCUACAAUGCCAAGUUCCUUGGAAACACAGAGGUUGAAGCCCCAAAAGGCACCGAAGUCGUAAAGGAUGCAGUCCGAAAGCUGAAGUUUCAGAGACAUAUCAAGAAGUCAGAGGGACAGAAGACCCCUAAAGUGGAAUUACAGAUCUCCAUUUAUGGUGUAAAGAUACUAGAUCCCAAGACAAAAGAUGUGCAGCAUAACUGUCAGUUACACAGGAUAUCCUUUUGUGCAGAUGACAAAACGGACAAAAGGAUUUUUACUUUUAUCUGCAAAGACUCCGAGUCCAACAAACACCUCUGCUAUGUGUUUGACAGUGAAAAGUGUGCAGAAGAAAUUACUCUAACGAUCGGUCAGGCCUUUGACUUGGCCUACAAAAAGUUCCUGGAGUCUGGAGGCAAAGACGUGGAAACCAGGAAACAGAUUGGAACCCUACAGAAAAGAAUUCAAGAACUGGAAACAGAAAACUCUGAGUUAAAGCAACAGCUUCAAGAUCUUGAAGAGCAGCUGAUGAUAGCUCAUGUGCCGCCACCGCUGCAUAUAAACGCAGCCAAUGAAGCGUACAUGCUGCAGAGGCCCUCCUCUCUCUUCUGGUGUCACAGCAUCUCCUGUCUGGAGAUCUCCUCUGUCACGCUCACUCCUAUGAGCUCGCCUGAGUCCAACUUGUCCAGUGGGCUACUAACUCCUCCGCCUGCCAAACCCUCUCUCCCUGCUCCUAAGCCUACCGAGGGAUGCAGCAUCCCGCGGCCUCGCGCGGGGAGCAUCUGCAUGAAACCCCAGAUGUCUACAGACGUUUUCGACAUGGUUCCCUUCUCCACUGUGACGCCGCUGGAGCCCGUACUGGCCAGCAACGGCUGCCCACCACCACCACCAACCACAUUACCACCAGAUAUAAGGAAAGACCUGUUUGGUGCUGAGCCGUUUGAUCCGUUCACCUGCGGGUCGGCUGACUUUCCUCCAGAUAUCCAGUCAAAGCUGGACGAGAUGCAGCGUCAGAGAUGGAGGGGUUCAAAAUGGGACUAACCUUAGAGGGCACCGUCUUCUCUCUGGACCCGCUAGACAGCCGCUGCUGAUGCCAAGAAGAUGCUCUUUGUCGCGUACUUUUAACUCGUUUGUAUGAAGUGCCAAAAUCCACUCUGAGGUUGAGUCAAGAUGUCACAGUUUUCAUCUUGAGGUUUAUAUGUAUUUGCAUUUAGAUUGUUGUUUUGUUUUUGUUUUUUCGAUAUUUCAAAGGUAAACUUCAGAUCCAUUAUAGAAAUGAACUAUUUUUGUAAAAAAGAGAAGUACUUUUGCUUGCACAGGCGAUGAGAGAUGUAAAUAGUCGAAAAUGUCCAAUGGUACACUUUGUGGCAGAAUUUUCAUAUGAGACAGUUUGUGUGUAUGCAACAUUUGAAGUCUGUAUUGUUAACACAUUCCUGUUUGUAUUGCGG